AUGAAUCCAAUGGACGAGGCCGAGGACGAGGAAGUGCCAUGUAUCGAGCCAUUAUUAAAAACAAAAAAAUUAAGUUUAAUUUGGGAAUAUUUUGAAGAGUCUACAUGUGACCUGAGUAGAGUUAUUUGUAAACAAUGCAAGCAAAAGGUAUACAAAGGAUUGGGGAAAAAGAUGACUACUUCCUCUAUGAGGAAACACUUAGAAUCAAAACAUAAACCAUUGUACAAAGAAAUGUUAAAAUCUGAAGAAUCAAAAAAAGGCCAAAAGCAUUUAAAUGUUAAAUCUGCUACAUGUGAUAUUAAGACUAAAAGUCAUCAACUAUCUAUUUACGAAUCAAUGACCAAAACAGAAUGUUGGGAUAUAAAUGAUAAAAAAUCCAAAGUAAUUCAUAAAGCAAUUGGUGAAAUGAUUUGUGUUGACAAUGAACCGUAUAAAUUAGUUGAACGGACAGGGUUUAAAAAACUCAUGGAAAUUGUUAAACCACAAUAUAAAGUACCUGGUCGCAAAUAUUUUACUGAUAAUAUUAUUCCAGAAAUGUAUGUUGAACUUAAAUUAAAAAUUAUGGAUAUGCUGAAGCAGGUUCAUACUGUAUCGCUUACAUCUGAUAUUUGGACAUGCAGCCACAACAAUGAAAGUUUUUUAAGUUUUACAUGUCAUUGGAUUUCUAAUGAUAUGAUACAACAUCAUUGUGUUUUAAAUGUUAGACAUUUCCCAGGAAGACAUACAGGCCUCGCCAUUAAAGAUACAUUAGAAAGACUAUUGCAGGAAUGGGAUUUAGAAAAUAAGAUUCAUUUAUUAGUACGAGAUAACGGAGCAAAUAUGAAAAAAGGUGUCGAUGAUGCUUCGUUAUGCAGUUCUGGUUGCUUUCUACACACUAUUCACCUUCUUGUAACCGAAUCGAUAAAGAGUCAAAAAUCUGUUCAAGACUUAAUGAUUCGUGCUAGAAAAGUGUCUACACAUUUUCACCAUUCAUCAUCUGCCACUGAUAAACUUAAGUCUAUUCAAAUUAAACUUGGCACUCAGCCUAAGAAACUUAUUCAGGAUAUUUGCACUAGGUGGAAUUCCAGUUUUUAUAUGUUGGAACGAUUGUUACAAUUAAAAACUGCCAUUUUAGUAUAUAUAAGUGAUGUUGAAUCAACUCUACCGACUUUUAACCCCAAUGAUUGGUUAUUAAUGGAAUCAUUAAUACAUUUACUAAAGCCUUUUGAGGAGCUCACCAAACGUAUAAGUUCAAAUAAAUCUAUUAUUAGUGAAGUUAUACCUGCAAUUAUGAUAUUAGAUACUUUUUUGAAUCGACCUAACACUUCUCAUUUUGGAGUUGGAACUACUAAGGAUAUUAUGCUCACUCGUCUUUCAAAGCGUUUUGAAAAAGUAAUCAAAGAUGACAACCUUAUUAUAGCCACAUUUCUAGAUCCAAGGUUUAAAUUGUUAUUUUUUAAACCAGAAAAUAAACAAAUAAUGAAAAAAAUAAUAUUUAAAAUAAUAUCCAAAUUCAACAAUCUUAAUUCAAAUAUCGAACAUGAACCUACUAGUACUUAUAUACCUGCAGUAGAAAAUUUGAAUGCUGGAAGUAGAGAGUCAUUAUGGGAUUUUUAUAAAGAAAUUGCAACAACAUCAAAUAUCGACCAAACUGAAGAACCUAUGUCUCUUAACUAUACAGAUUUGGAUGACUAUCAUAAUUUCAAUAAGGAUCUAGUUGUCGAAUUUGAAAAAUAUUGUAAUAUGAAAUGUGUUUCGAUUGAUGAAGAUCCAUUAAGUUGGUGGAAAAUAAAUUUUGAAAGUUUUCCAUUGAUUGGAAAUAAAUUACUAUUACAAAAAUAUUUAUCAGCGCCAGCAUCCAGUGUUUAUUCUGAGAGGUCGUUCUCAGAGGCAGGAUUAGUAUAUGAAGCUAAAAGAAAUAGACUUCAGCCUCAAAAUGCUGAACAACUUUUGUUUAUUCAUCAUAAUAUAAACAAAUUUUAA
Messenger RNA from Macrosiphum euphorbiae (potato aphid), 1962 nucleotides. The record is from the annotation of a GenBank genome assembly. NCBI's taxonomy places the organism in Eukaryota, Metazoa, Arthropoda, Insecta, Hemiptera, Aphididae.